GCUACGCGUUCGCCCAACACGUGCGAGCACAAUUCUUCGCGCAGUGACCGUUGCGCGCGCGGCGUCCUCCCCUUCUAGCAUUACUCCGCUCCACUCUCGUUCGACACGCACACGUCCAUCGUCGGUGGCCCCGUAUAGACGUCCUGUCGAGUUGAGAAUCCGUUAAUAUCAAACCGAUCGCCAUGGCGGAAGAAUAUCUGUACGGAAUCGUCCUUGAGGGAGCAAACUCAACCGAGGUAUGGGAUCCCGAGCACAAGAACGACGAUGCAGAUGGUACGAACCAGCAUGGUUAUGGAGCUGAUCAGAAGCUCAUCAUCAAAAUGGCACUUUUAGGGCCAGAAGCAAAGCCUGGAGAACUCAAUGUACUACAGGUCGAAGCGACGGGACUUAAAGGACCUAUGAAAACCCCUAUCGCUCUUUUAGAGAUGGGAAAGACAGCGCAAAUUAUUCUUGAUCUUAGUUUUCCUGACCCACCAGUUACGUUUACCUUGGUUAAGGGUAGCGGGCCUGUUCACAUAGUAGGACACAAUCUUCUUGGAACACACAUGGAAGAAUUUGAUGAUAUGGAUGAAGAGUUAGAAGAUGAAAAUAUUGAUGAUGAUGAUGAUGAAAAGGAUCCUGAUGAUGAAGAGGAAGAAGAAGAUGAACCUAAGAAGAAGAAUGCCAAAUUAACAACUGCAGCCAAAUACAAAAAUCAGGCUAACAAGAACAAGAAAAAAUAAGCAUGAGCCUUAACAUAAUGGAAACACAAAAACUCUUAAGUUAGGCUAUUAUGCGUAAGUCCAUCAAUUAUCAUCCGCAUUUAUGCGAAUUUAGUAUCGUUUCAUUAGAUUAUCAGACGACACGUGUUGCGUUCCACGUUUCUAAAACACAACUGGACCAAUAAAGUACAAUAAGAUAACAGUGUAUCAUGUAUUCACAGAAUGGUAUCACGUUUUACUAGUCCACUUGUAAUGAGCCAUACACGGAUUUAAUUUAGCAGUGUAGUAUUACCACUUAAGUAAUCAAUUUUCUUUGAUUUUAUAUAUAUAUAUAUGUAUAUAUGUAUGUAUAUAUAUAUAUAUAUGCAUGUAUGUAUGUAUGUAUGUAUGUAUGUAUGUAUGUAUGUAUAUGUAUAUGUAUAUAUAUUUUUUUAAUUUUCAUUUUUUGCUUCAAUAGCAAAUACGUAGUUUCUCUGCUUGCCUUAAAGAAAUAUCCCUUAUGCUAAAUUGUAUUAACUAUAUAUGUAUAAUAUAUGGAGAAAAAAAAUUGUUAAUCAGAAAUUAUUUUUUUGACAAAAUUUUAUGAGAUUUGAACUGCUAAGGGAGAUCUUUUGAGACAAGUGGCUAGAAGCAAUCCUUUUACUUAUCUCGUUUCUAACGACGUUGAACCUACAUAGAUGCGUUUAAUGUUCUUUCCUUAUUUGAUACAUGUAAACUAUAAAAAAAAAAAAUUGUUAUUUGAAUCCGGAGGUUUUAAUGACUGAACUUUGUACGAUAUCAUAGAGAGAGAAAAAAAAGAAAGAGAGAGUGAGAGUUAAUUAAAAAUUAUGCGGUCGUUCUUGGUCCAGUUGUUGUUCGUUAAACUUGUGGAAAGCACAGACGAACUUGCAGUGAAAGAGACGUACUUGUAUUUACUUUCUGUCUUCUCUGAUACCGUGUUCACAUAAAUACACUUCCAACGAUGCAACAAAAAAUAUAUUAUCUUAUUGUAGCCAUGUAACACGAUUCAGAAAUAGUAUGUCUUUUUAAGAAAUUGCAAAGCUACUCUAUCAGCCAGUGUAAUUUAUUAUUUUCGUGUGUACAAGAUGGGGGAGAAAAGGAGAAAGUUAGUCAAGAAGAAAAACCCUUAUACCGCAGUGUCAUUAAUAAUUGUUAAAAAGAAAGAAAGAAAAGAAAAAAGAUAAAUAACAUCAGAAUAUUAAAAAAGGGAAAAAGCAUAUUCACGCGUCACCUCGAUAUUCAUUCCAUUUGAUGAAAGAUAAUAGAAGAGGGAGUUACAGGUGUACUACACAGUGUGAUGCUCUUACAUCAGUAUCAUAUGCAGAAGAAGUAUAUGUGAAGGGUGUUUGAAAUGCCCAUGCGAUUGAUAGUAGUCUGUACACCUAUUUUGUACAUAUACGAUACACAAUAAAAAAUUUCACAACUUUUAAUCAGUA
Molecule: messenger RNA, 2137 nt
Organism: Vespa velutina
Lineage: Eukaryota; Metazoa; Arthropoda; Insecta; Hymenoptera; Vespidae
Product: nucleoplasmin-like protein
Exons: 5
Coding region: 183-722 (179 amino acids)
Biological process (GO): chromatin remodeling
Cellular component (GO): nucleolus; nucleoplasm; cytoplasm
Molecular function (GO): RNA binding; chromatin binding; histone binding
Source: RefSeq, a predicted model, not a curated record